AUGGGUAUGUGCAAUGCACAUGCUCUAAUUGGUUCGAUGGAGCAAUCUAAUAUGGGGAUAAAGCUUACGGAUAGUUCUUUAACCGAGCCUCUUGGAGAAGUGAAGGAUAUUCCACUCGACUUUGGAGGAUACAUUGUUUCAGCCGACUUCUAUGUAGUAGUUAUACAAGAUCCGGAAGACCUAAGUCUUUUGCUUGGAAGAACUUUCUUGGCAACAGUUGGGGUAAUCAUGGAUUGUCGUAGUAGAAGAGUCUUACUAGCCUAUGUGGAAAAGGAUACCUUCUAG
This is a messenger RNA of Microthlaspi erraticum, 285 nucleotides long. The record is from the annotation of a GenBank genome assembly. NCBI's taxonomy places the organism in Eukaryota, Viridiplantae, Streptophyta, Magnoliopsida, Brassicales, Brassicaceae.